Messenger RNA from Aspergillus mulundensis, 648 nucleotides. RefSeq lists its product as uncharacterized. The record is from RefSeq and is a predicted model, not a curated record. Bases 1 to 648 code for a protein of 215 amino acids. NCBI's taxonomy places the organism in Eukaryota, Fungi, Ascomycota, Eurotiomycetes, Eurotiales, Aspergillaceae. The transcript is spliced from 2 exons.
AUGCCGCUUGACAUUACCAAGGCCACGGCGGUCAACAGGCGCCGCCCAGGCUCGUCAAUCGAGGACGAACGUGGAAACGAAGCAAUCGAGAAGCAGAAUGCUGAGAUCCGCCAAAGAAGGCCAGGCUGCAUCAUCUACGCCGUGUCUCAGGGGGUCCUCGAUGAUUUCUACGCGUCUGAGGAGGACAAGGGGCCCAACCGCUUUGGCUAUGACGACAUUUAUUUCCCACUGGAUAUUUCCGUCAAUGUGCGCGAGCCUCUAAAGCAGUUUCAGGGGAAGAUAUGGUUCGAUCCCUUGAAGUAUCCAUUUCAUGAUAUCAGGGAGGGCCCGAAGGGUGAAGCCAUUGCCACGGCAGUCAAUAAGGGCGAUCCAAAGUCCCAACUUGGAAGUAACAAGACCGAAAGAACACCAGGUUACAAGAUCAUCGCCAGGAACCAGAAGCUGCUCGAUGGCUGGUACGAGACUUGCCGCAAACUGGGAAAGCAGAUCUGGAGGGAAGAGGAGGACAAAGGCAUGAAUCGCUUUGGAUACGAUGGUGUCUACUUCGAUGUGCUACAAGGCUCCCUCGAUGACAAGCAGCUCAGUGAUUUCACGCACCACAUGAUCAUCCAACCUCUGAAGUCUGCGAGCCAUGAUCAGCAGGAGUAG